Messenger RNA from Conger conger (European conger), 1139 nucleotides. Its product is annotated as hatching enzyme 1.2-like. The transcript has 10 exons. NCBI's taxonomy places the organism in Eukaryota, Metazoa, Chordata, Actinopteri, Anguilliformes, Congridae. Bases 194 to 1036 code for a protein of 280 amino acids. Gene Ontology annotation, biological process: proteolysis. The record is from RefSeq and is a predicted model, not a curated record. Gene Ontology annotation, molecular function: metalloendopeptidase activity; zinc ion binding.
AACCGGCGCGCGAUAUUGAUGGCCGUAGUAGACAAAUAGACAUUAGGCAAGCUAAGUUAGCCUAAACCAAGGCAUUCGAUGAACAGAAAAGAUGUUUCAGAUCCGGUGUGCGCCGAGAGGCGAGGGGUAUAAAAGGUGCGUGCGGAGGCCGUCUGGACAGAAGAGCCUCAGGCAGCGGUAAGAGCAGCACUGCAUGAUGGACCCCACCCUUGUCUUCGCCGUCCUGGUGGUCGCAGCUCACGCCAGGGCCCUGCCCAUCCUGAACUCCACUGGUGUAAAUGAACGGUUUAAAAGAGCUCCUUUGGGUGGCAAUGAGAACCCUUUUGAGUUGACAGCAAUGGACAAAAUUAUGGAGGCCAAUGAAUUUCAGACCACCCCAGUCAUGGAGGGCACCAAUGUGAGGGAGGGCGACAUUGCCGUCACCAACAGGAGGGGCGUGAAGACCUGCUUUGCUCGUAGCUGCCUGUGGUCCAAGUCUGUGGAUGGAUACGUCUACGUUCCCUAUUACCUCUCUCCAGAAUACGAUGACAUGGACAGGGUGGCUAUUCAAGGCGGAAUGGAAGGCAUCGAAAACGGCACCUGCAUACGCUUCGUGCCGCGGACUCACCAGAGGGACUUCAUCGACAUCCAGCCCAAAUCUGGGUGCUGGUCCUACCUGGGGGUGCAGGGUGGGACACAGAUCAUGUCCUUGGAGGCUCCCAACUGCAUGUCAGCGGGGGUGACCGCCCACGAGCUCAUGCACUCCCUGGGCUUCCUGCACGAGCAGUCCCGGGCCGACCGUGACAAAUACGUCACCAUCCUGUGGGGCAAUAUCUGGAAAGAUCGAGUGAGGAAUUUUGGGAAGUACAAAACCAACAACUUGGAUAUGCCCUAUGAUUACGGCUCCAUCAUGCACUUCGGAAAGUUUGCCUACUCUGAAGACGGUGAUCCAACCAUUGUUCCAAAGAGGAACCCCAAUGCCAGGAUGGGUCAGAUAUUUGGCCCUAGUCCUCUAGACAAAAUGAAAAUCAACAAACUCUACAAGUGUCAAGUGUGAGUUGGACUGACCCAACCCCGCCAAAGGACACUCGGGGCCCACAGAAGGCAUCAUCUCUCUUCUAUACAAUAUGGAAUAAUUACUUCAGUAAAAUAUGUAAUCA